AGAAGAUCCGCAGUGUGGGGAAAUUAUCCUGCGGGCGGAAAAGCCAUUUAAUUCAAUUACUGAGCUCGAACUUCACCACCUCCCCAAGAGUUCAGCCACGUAUAAACACCCACUCCGACCAACUAUUUCACUCCCCUCCGACUCUGCACAAUUUUGCAACAUAAACAUUCCUUGAUUAAAGCUGGACCCUCAUUUUGUUUGAUUCUCCCUCCCCGUUCUCUCUAUCUAGGGAAAACAAAAACAUGUACCGCCAGUCCUUCGCUCCGCCGCCAGCACAGUCACCUCCGCUUCAUCAUCCGGUUCCUCAGCAUGUUUCCACCGUCCCUAUGAUGCGCUCUCCUCCCCCUCCAACAUCUCAACAGUCUCAGACGUCUGGCUAUGGUAGCAACCCAUAUCAGCCCGCUCCGGCGCAAGGCGGCAGUGGGACAUACGCCCCUGGAUUUGGAGGUUUCAUCAACGAUCCCACUGCGCAAAUGGGAUUUCAGGUCGGGAAGACCGCUAUGAUGGCCGGCCAAGAAUAUAUGGAACAGAAUCUCAACCGCUACGUUUCCAUUCCCGCCCUGAAGCACUAUUUCAAUGUGUCCAACUCUUAUGUAUUGAAUAAACUCGCUCUGGUACUCUUUCCUUGGAGGCACAAACCUUGGUCUCGUCAGCAAAGCCGCGUCACGGCGGCAUCCACUGGCCCCAAUGGUCAGAUCUCCCAUCAGCAAUACUCGACCAUGUUCCUGCCCCCUCGCGAUGACCUGAACUCGCCCGAUAUGUAUAUUCCGGUGAUGGCUCUCGUCACAUAUAUCCUCCUAUCGGCAAUGCUGGCAGGGUUUAGAGGCAACUUCCACCCCGAACUGCUUGGUUCGAUCACGACCACAGCUAUUGCGGUCAUCGUAUUCGAGAUACUUUGUCUAAAGCUGGCCACGUAUAUUCUUAGCAUCAACAAUGAGUCGCAGCUACUGGAUCUCGUAGCUUACUCAGGCUAUAAAUUUGUGGGAAUCAUCAUUACCUUGGUGACGUCGGAGAUUCUGACUCCGGGAAGAGGCACUGGUGGUUGGGUCGGCUGGGUUGUGUUCAUUUACACGUUCCUGGCUAAUGCGUUCUUCUUGCUUCGUUCUUUGAAAUACGUCCUCCUUCCAGACUCGGCGAGUGAUGCACGCACGGGAUCGAUGCACACCGUCGCCCGGUCGCAACGCAACCGUCGCACCCAAUUUUUGUUCAUCUAUUCUUAUGUUAUUCAGUUUAUCUUCAUGUGGGUGCUGAGCCGAGAGGGCCCAACUGCUUCGAACGUAGCUGGGUCAGCGUCGUAAUUGAGCUAUUGGACCCCACUGGAUUUGCGAAUUACGAGAGACGCCCUCACGAAGAAACAGAUAUGACAUACAUCGGUGAGAAAAUCGACUCCUGUGGGUGACUUUCGUUACGCAUGCUAUGUAAAGAUGUUAGAUAAUUCCAGCUGUGUUAUUUCAUGUUUCAGCAUAGGAGCGAAUUU
This is a messenger RNA of Aspergillus caelatus, 1477 nucleotides long. Its product is annotated as protein transporter YIF1. The transcript is spliced from 3 exons. Gene Ontology annotation, cellular component: endoplasmic reticulum-Golgi intermediate compartment; endoplasmic reticulum membrane; COPII-coated ER to Golgi transport vesicle. The record is from RefSeq and is a predicted model, not a curated record. Gene Ontology annotation, biological process: endoplasmic reticulum to Golgi vesicle-mediated transport. NCBI's taxonomy places the organism in Eukaryota, Fungi, Ascomycota, Eurotiomycetes, Eurotiales, Aspergillaceae. The coding region runs from base 243 to 1298 and encodes 351 amino acids.